AUGCUUCCACCAUCAAACGGAUCAUCAUCCGUUAAUCCACAACAAGCAGGGGGCCAGCCAAAUCCAAAAUCAGUUGCACAUAUGGUUGCAUCGGGUGGAAUUCAACAACAAAAUAUGGGAAAUUUAUCAUCAUUGUCCAUGUUAAGAGACGUUCCUGGAUCAUCAAGUGGAAAUUUAUCAUCACUGUCUAUAAAUUCUACUUCGUUAAUACAAUCGGAUUCAAGUCUUUCUAGGUAUUCUACAUCACCAAAUCAAUAUGAUCAAUAUUUACCAAAAAAGAAGAGAACAUUUAAUCAUGAGAAAUAUUUUGUGAUGGAAUCAAUUUUAAUGAAAGAUUCCAAGUCUACAGCAAAUCCUGCAAGCUUGGCGAACGCUUCAAAGAUUUACUUUGUGAACGACUUUUUCUCAAAUAUGGUGCACUUACAGCAUGUCCUUCCAGAUGUAUUGGUGCAGCACAUUUUCAGUUUUAUUACAUUUCCUCUUGCAUCUUAUUUGAAGCGUUUUUUUCAUCAUCAAAAUAGACAAUUUACAUAUGAUUAUCAACAACUCGUUUCAGAAAGUAAGAACGACCAAAAUCUAUUAAUUCCUGAUUUCAUAAAAGAAAAUGUAGUUCUCAUUCAAACAUGGAAGGAAAUAACAAAAUUAUUAUUCGGAAAACGCAAAAAACAACUAGUUCAAUCAUCAUCGGCAAGCAUGGACUGUACAGAUGAUCAUACUGAGUCCAGUGUUGGCACAGCUUCAACACCUUUCUUAUUGUGGCGCAAUGUGGAUUGCAGCGUUCAAUCAUGUUAUGAAUAUGACCAAGAAACUCCUCUGAACACGAAACAAAUAAGAACGGUGCUAUCUACAUUCACUAAAAUAAUCUCUUUCGACUUUAGUGGAAAUACUUCCUUCAAUAAUAGAUGUUUAAAAUACCUAAUGGCCAGAAGCCCUAAUUUACAAAGUCUAAAUGUGAAAGUCACUAGAGUUGAUUACGAUGGUUUUAACUACUUACUUAACAAAACUGAGAAUGGAGAGAAGUAUAAUGAUACAUUGAGGGAGUUAAAGUUAACAAAAUUCUUAAGAGCAAGUAUUCCUGCAUCAGAUUUCAACUUCUUCAGCAAGUUACGAAAAUUACAUUCUCUGGAAAUGGUUAAUCACCAAUUAAAUGAAUCUCAAGUAUUGUCCAUCAUUCAAGUGGACGCAGAAAAUUAUAGACCAUUCAUACAUCUAAAUUUGAGCGGAUGCCAGAUUCCUACUGAGAUUUCUAAUGUAAAAACUCUCACUUCACUAGUGCUUGAAGAUUGUAACAUUACACCAGAGUUGGCCAAGUCAUUACUCAACAACCUUCCUCGUCUCAAGCAUCUUGAUUUAAGCAAAAAUAAUGGAUUGACACCAGACGUUUUUGAAAAUAUUUCUCAACAUGAGUCGUUAAGUCACCUCAGGCUAACAGGAACAGAUGUUUCAGACGAAGUUGUGAAAAAUAUUUCCAAGAAUGGAUCAAUAUCAAUUCUUGAUCUCGAUUAUACCAAGAUCACUGUUAAGGGUAUGAAAUGCUUGUUUGGUGUUGGUCAAGAAGACAAACUGGUUGGCAAAAUAUCCUCCUCUCUAUCCACUCUUUGUGUUCGUAAUUGUGGACUCUCUCAAACCGAGUUGAAGAAGGAAAUUCCUCUUCAAGGCAAAGCGUUCUCAAUUAAAUUAUAA
This is a messenger RNA of Naegleria lovaniensis, 1683 nucleotides long. RefSeq lists its product as uncharacterized. The transcript has 2 exons. NCBI's taxonomy places the organism in Eukaryota, Heterolobosea, Eutetramitea, Acrasida, Naegleriidae. Gene Ontology annotation, cellular component: plasma membrane. The record is from RefSeq and is a predicted model, not a curated record. Bases 1 to 1683 code for a protein of 560 amino acids.